GCGAUGGAGACAAAACUCCCAGGAAGCUCUUUUCUCCGGCACCUCUGGUAGCCACAGACCGCAAGAGAGAAGCCGCACUCCCGAGAAAAAAAAAUCACACUUAAAACACAAUUCAAGAACAGUGAAAGGACGGGAAAAGGCCUCAGUCUAGCCUAAAGCAGUCAUGUCGGCCAAAGCCAUCUCCGAGCAGACGGGAAAGGAGUUCCUCUACAAGCACAUCUGCACUUCGGCAGCAGUCCAGAACAGAUUCCGCUAUGCCAACGUGACGGCAGAGACGGACUUUGAACGCCUGGCGCAAGAGCACCCAUGGCUGCUCACAGAGAGGCUGGUGGUGAAGCCGGACCAGCUGAUCAAGAGGCGGGGGAAGCUGGGCCUCGUCGGGGUCAACCUGGACCUGAAUGGCGUCAAAGAAUGGCUGAAGACCCGCCUCAUGAGAGAGACAAUGGUGGGGAAAGCCAGGGGCAUUCUCAAGAACUUCCUCAUCGAGCCGUUUGUCCCCCAUAAGCAGGAGGAGGAGUUCUACGUGUGCAUCUACGCCACUCGAGAGGGCGACUACGUGCUGUUUCACCACGAGGGAGGGGUCGAUGUGGGAGAUGUUGAUGCCAAGGCGAAGAAGCUGCUGAUUGCAGUGGAUGAAAAGAUCAGUGAAGACGCUGUGAAGAAAGAGCUGCUGACUCAUGUCCCCAAUGACAAGAAAUCGGUUCUCGCCAGCUUCAUCGUUGGACUCUUCAACCUUUAUGAGGACCUGUUCUUCACCUACCUGGAGAUCAAUCCGCUGGUGGUAACAAAAGCUGGAGUUUACGUGCUGGACAUGGCAGCAAAGAUCGAUGCCACAGCUGAUUAUAUCUGCAAGGCCAAGUGGGGCGACGUGGAGUUCCCUCCACCUUUCGGCAGGGAGGCGUACCCUGAGGAGGCCUACAUUGCCGACCUCGAUGCCAAGAGCGGUGCCAGCCUCAAACUGACCCUGCUUAACCCCAGAGGCAGGAUCUGGACCAUGGUGGCGGGAGGAGGUGCCUCAGUGGUGUACAGUGACACAAUCUGUGAUCUGGGUGGUGUCAAUGAGCUGGCUAACUAUGGCGAGUAUUCAGGAGCCCCAAGUGAACAGCAGACCUACGACUACGCCAAGACUAUCCUGUCCCUGAUGACCAGAGAGAAGCACCCUGAUGGAAAGGUUUUGAUCAUUGGUGGAAGCAUUGCAAACUUCACCAAUGUUGCAGCAACAUUUAAGGGGAUUGUGCGAGCCAUCAGAGACUACCAGGUGCCACUGAAGGAGCAUGAAGUCACCAUUUUUGUCCGCCGUGGAGGCCCCAACUACCAGGAAGGUCUCAGAGUGAUGGGAGAAGUCGGCAAGACGACUGGUAUCCCCAUCCACGUCUUUGGCACAGAAACUCACAUGACUGCCAUUGUUGGAAUGGCACUGGGCCAUCGGCCAAUCCCCAACCAGCCCCCUGUCGCUGCCCACACUGCCAACUUCCUCCUCAACUCCAGCGGCAGCACAUCGACCCCAGCAUCCAGCAGAACUGCUUCUUUCUCUGAAAACAGAGCCAAAGUUGAUGGCUCACCAGCCAAGAAAGCCAAAGCUGGAGCUCCCAUUGCCAAGGCAACGUCUCUCUUCAGCAAACACACCAAGUCCAUAGUGUGGGGUAUGCAGACCCGGGCAGUACAGGGUAUGAUGGACUUUGACUACGUCUGCUCCAGAGACGAGCCAUCUGUCGCCGCCAUGGUCUACCCGUUCACUGGAGACCACAAACAGAAGUACUACUGGGGCCAUAAAGAGAUCCUCGUCCCCGUGUAUAAGAACAUGAGUGAUGCCAUGAAGAAGCACCCAGAUGUGGACGUGCUCAUCAGCUUUGCCUCUUUGCGUUCAGCCUUCGACAGCACCAUGGAGACCAUGCAGUACCCACAAAUUCACACCAUUGCCAUCAUCGCUGAGGGAAUCCCUGAAGCCCACACCAGGAAGAUCAUCAAAGCUGCAGAUGAGAAGGGUGUCACAAUCAUUGGGCCUGCAACCGUUGGAGGAAUCAAACCAGGCUGUUUCAAGAUCGGAAACACAGGAGGCAUGCUGGAUAACAUCCUGGCCUCCAAGCUCUAUCGUCCAGGCAGCGUGGCCUACGUGUCCCGCUCAGGCGGCAUGUCCAAUGAACUCAACAACAUCAUCUCACGCACCACCGACGGGGUUUUUGAAGGCGUGGCCAUUGGCGGAGACAGAUACCCAGGCUCUGUGUUUACUGACCACGUGCUGCGCUACCAAGACACUCCUGGAGUAAAGAUGAUUGUUGUUCUGGGAGAGAUUGGAGGCACAGAGGAGUACAAGAUCUGCCAGGGGAUCAAACAGGGACGGAUCACAAAGCCGGUGGUGUGUUGGUGUAUCGGCACCUGUGCCACCAUGUUCUCCUCAGAGGUUCAGUUCGGCCACGCGGGAGCCUGUGCCAACCAGGCCUCUGAGACAGCGGUGGCUAAGAACAACGCUCUGAAAGAGGCCGGUGCCUUCGUCCCCAAGAGCUUUGACGAGCUGGGAGAGGUCAUCAGUUCUGUUUAUGAUGACCUUGUUGCCAAAGGAGUUAUCCAGCCAGCAGAAGAGAUGCCUCCUCCCACUGUGCCGAUGGAUUACUCUUGGGCACGAGAGCUGGGUCUGAUCCGUAAGCCUGCUUCCUUCAUGACCAGUAUCUGUGACGAGAGGGGUCAGGAGCUCAUCUACGCUGGCAUGCCCAUCACUGAGGUCUUCAAGUCUGAAAUAGGCCUGGGAGGAACUCUGGGGCUUCUCUGGUUCCAGAGGAGGUUGCCGAGGUAUGCCUGCCAGUUCAUUGAGAUGUGCCUGAUGGUGACUGCUGAUCACGGCCCUGCUGUUUCUGGUGCCCACAACACCAUCGUCUGCGCUCGGGCUGGCAAAGAUCUCAUCUCCAGCCUCACCUCUGGACUUCUCACCAUCGGUGACCGCUUUGGAGGAGCUCUGGAUGCUGCAGCAAAGCAGUUCAGCAAGGCUUUUGACAGCGGCAUGCUGCCCAUGGAGUUUGUCAACAAGAUGAAGAAGGACGGCAAGCUGAUCAUGGGCAUCGGCCACAGAGUCAAGUCGAUUAACAACCCAGACAUGAGAGUGCAAAUCUUGAAGGACUUUGUGAAGCAGCACUUCUCCUCCACCCAGCUGCUUGAUUACGCUCUGGAUGUAGAGAAAAUCACCACGUCCAAAAAACCCAACUUGAUCCUGAAUGUGGAUGGCUUCAUUGGUGUGGCCUUUGUGGACCUGCUAAGGACUUGUGGUGGCUUUACACGGGAUGAAGCUGAUGAGUUUGUGGAAAUCGGAGCUCUGAAUGGCAUUUUUGUCCUGGGACGCAGCAUGGGAUUUAUUGGACACUAUCUGGACCAGAAGAGGCUGAAGCAGGGUCUGUAUCGCCACCCAUGGGACGACAUCUCCUAUGUGCUCCCAGAACACAUGUCCAUGUGAUCUCUCUGUCCCCAAAUCCCCUCACCUCAUCGUGGGAAAGAUGUUACUAGUAAUAUAGCUGUAAAUUGCAAAAAUAUUGAGAAGAAGAUUAUGUUUUUAAUUUUGGAAACCUGUAAGUGCUGCAGUUCUGUGAAUAUAAGUAAACCUGCUAAACUGUGAAGCUCCAGUGAGACAAGAUUUCUCAGAUAUUCAGACGAGGAUGUAAUAGUGGAUUAUUCAACGACUGACCGCCGCCGCCCUCAUGGCUCGUGAAGUACUGUAAUUUAUCCAGAAUAAUUAUCAUUGUUGUAUUAACCUAGCAUGCCUCACAGACUGUUGUGUCUCUGUGCAGCUCGCUUCAUUGUGCCAAUUAUGAAUCAAAAGGUGAACACGUAGUGCAAUAACAAUGUGAGAGCAUACUGUAGAACUUAAUUUAUACAUAGAUGUAUUAAUAGUGGAAAUUAAACGGUACAAGAUUGUUAUAGUUUUGUUUUUCAUUAAUGUUUUUGGCACAGUGGCAAAAAUGAAACAGCAGUGUGGCAAAAGGGACAAUUUUUAGUCAUUCCUGGCAAAUGUUCUCUCUCGGCUGGUGAAAAGUGUGAGCAUUUUCAAAAAGGGUUUAAGUAAAAGUAGACUGCUGUUAGUCAUAGAAACAAAAGAAGAAGGGAAAAAAAAGUUUUUCCUCUCACCAGCAUUUUUUCGCCCCAGGAUGCCAUUAUAUUUCCAUGAGCUAUGAAAAGAUUACAUAUUCACUAUUUUUAAGGUCUUAAUAUUGUUAAUAUAAAUGCACUAAUCCCAUUACAAUAACUUGAAUUAUUGUUUCACUAUUAAGACGGCACAUAAUUUUAGCAGUCAAAUAGCAUUAGAUAUUUUAUACAUUCAUAUUUUUUUCACAUUAAAAAUUUAAUUAAUUAUGAUUGAAUUAUUUGCCUUUUUUUGCUCUCUUUUACUCAGACUUUUUUUUUGUAUGAAUCAAACCAAAUAACAUGACACAUGCAGCAAACAAGUCUCACCUUAGGUCAUUUGACACACCUGUCAGAUUGCUAUGGUGUAUCCAACAGAGACCUUAUAUGGUCAUGAUCACUUAGGACAAAACUUCAAUUCUCUUCUAAACAAAAGCAAAUUACACAUUUUCCCAGAAUUCAUGAGGUCUAAAAUAAGAUGUUCGGUAGUCAUCAGCAGUGUCAUCUUUUAUGUGAAUGUUCUUCAGGCAACCAGAAACCUCACCAAUGUUGUCGCAAUGUUUGAUGUUUAUUAUUGUCUCAAUGUGAACUAAACGUGCCUCUGUACUGACCUGUUGUAUGUUGACAACUGUGUAACUGAGUAAAAUAAAAUCU
Messenger RNA from Centropristis striata (black sea bass), 4758 nucleotides. RefSeq names its product ATP citrate lyase a (gene aclya). Gene Ontology annotation, molecular function: ATP citrate synthase activity. Gene Ontology annotation, biological process: citrate metabolic process; acetyl-CoA biosynthetic process; tricarboxylic acid cycle. The coding region runs from base 164 to 3442 and encodes 1092 amino acids. The record is from RefSeq and is a predicted model, not a curated record. The transcript has 28 exons. Gene Ontology annotation, cellular component: cytosol. Lineage: Eukaryota; Metazoa; Chordata; Actinopteri; Perciformes; Serranidae.